AAAUUCACAUUUCUGCAGAUAUCUGUAGGUCGUAGGCCAGUCACCGGUCUCAGGCUAUGUCUAGAAGGAAGCAAACAGAAUCGGCUGGCAAUUCAUCUACAGCAUCUCGCUUCUCUCCCAAAAAUUCUUUUACCACACUGGGAUUCUCACAUUGGCAUUGGUCCACCCAAGUGGAAAGGCCCAGAAGAACAAGAUAGCCGCUGGUUCGAACCCAUUAAAUGGAAGAACUUCGCUCAUGUGAGCACCGCGCCCAUCGAACAUACUGAUACCAGCAUAGGCGACCUUUCCGGCGUUUACAUAGUUACAGGCGCUCAACUCGGCGUCUGGGAUUUCGGCGCCAAGAGCGUUCUUCACCUCAAACUUCUCUUCUCUAGAGUUCCUGGUUGCACAAUCAGGAGGUCAGUCUGGGAUCAUAGCCCCAAUCCGUCUUCAAUUGCGAUCGCACAGAAACUGGAUGAUGAUUGUACAACCUCAUCGUCUCCUUCGUCAAGCGAGCAGUCUAGUCUUCUUGGUAAGCUGGCGAAGAUUGUGGACACGACGAAGAUGCUGAAGGGGCCUCAGGACUCACCUGGGCACUGGUUAGUUACUGGAGCCAAGCUGGGAGUGGAGAAAGGGAAGAUUGUUAUUCGAUUAAAGUAUUCCUUGUUGAAUUACUGAAGGAUUCUUGUUGUUGUACUUGGUUCAUCUUGGUGAAGCAUAUUCUUUGCACAGGUAACAAGAUGGUUCUUUUGUUUUUGCUGUACAUUAUAUAGAUAGAUUAUCCAUUAAUGGGAUUGGCUUUUGUCUCCUUGGUUCCUUUUUUGCAUUUCAAUUUGAUUUUGUUGCAGCUGAGAAGUUUUCCUCUUGAUGUAUGCAGCACUUUUCAAAUAAGGAGGUAAGUAUCUUGAGGUUAGAGUUUACCUUGUAUGAGAUCUGGUAAUUGAGGAUGGUCUUUCCAUUUUUUGUUCA
This is a messenger RNA of Dendrobium catenatum, 948 nucleotides long. Its product is annotated as MACPF domain-containing protein CAD1-like. The transcript has a single exon. NCBI's taxonomy places the organism in Eukaryota, Viridiplantae, Streptophyta, Magnoliopsida, Asparagales, Orchidaceae. Gene Ontology annotation, biological process: plant-type hypersensitive response; regulation of salicylic acid mediated signaling pathway. The record is from RefSeq and is a predicted model, not a curated record. Gene Ontology annotation, cellular component: plasma membrane. The annotation marks the transcript as partial.